AUGUCUAGCAAAGUUACAUCAUUGGUGUUCACGUUCCCUUUAUUUACGUACGCUAUAGAAUUAGUGAAGGAUUUUAUCGUUUCCAUGAUGAGAACUUCACCAAUCCCUAAGCAUAUUGGCCUAAUUAUGGAUGGGAAUAGACGAUAUGCAAAAUCUAAAGAUAUGGAGCUAAAAGACGGCCAUAACGCUGGGGCCGAUUCUUUAAUUCAGGUAUUGAAUACUUGCUAUAAGCUUGGAAUUCUUCAUGUUACGGUUUAUGCUUUUUCUAUUGAGAAUUUCAAUCGAUCUAAAGAAGAGGUCGAUACAUUGUUUGCUUUAUUAAGAGAUAGAUUAAAAUUUAUAUCUGAAAAAGAAGAAUCAUAUGCUAGGUUUAACAAUAUUAGAAUUAAAAUAAUCGGAAAUAGGACAAUGAUACCAAGCGACAUAUUAAAAGACUUAGAAGAUAUAGAAGAACGAACUAAGCACGUAUCCUCCGCUAAAGUAUUGAAUGUUUGUUUUCCAUACACCUCGCGUGAUGAUAUAGUUCACUCAAUUCAAAGCAUUGCUGAGAAGGUUGAAUCAAAGGAAAUAGAAUCAAACCAACAUAUCACCUUGGAAACGUUAACUAAUAACAUGUACAUGGGACCAAACACUCCACCGUUAGACAUCUUAAUAAGAACGAGUGGUCAUACCAGACUUAGUGAUUUUAUGUUAUGGCAAUGUAAUUAUAACUGUAUGAUCGAAUUUGUUGAUACUUUGUGGCCCGAAUUUAGAUCUUGGGAUAUAAUGUCAAUUAUAAUUAAGUGGAGUUAUUACAGAACUUUGCAACUCGAACAGCAGAGAAUUAUGAGCAAUAAGAAACGUGAAGACCAAAAAGCAAUGACUGAUAUACUAAAAGAAUUGCCGCCUCAUCCACCAUUUGCUUCGAUAACUCAGCAUUAA
Messenger RNA from Debaryomyces hansenii CBS767, 921 nucleotides. RefSeq names its product ditrans,polycis-polyprenyl diphosphate synthase (gene SRT1). Gene Ontology annotation, cellular component: lipid droplet; dehydrodolichyl diphosphate synthase complex; endoplasmic reticulum. The transcript is spliced from 2 exons. The coding region runs from base 1 to 921 and encodes 306 amino acids. The record is from RefSeq and is a predicted model, not a curated record. NCBI's taxonomy places the organism in Eukaryota, Fungi, Ascomycota, Pichiomycetes, Serinales, Debaryomycetaceae. Gene Ontology annotation, molecular function: ditrans,polycis-polyprenyl diphosphate synthase [(2E,6E)-farnesyl diphosphate specific] activity.